Messenger RNA from Vanrija pseudolonga, 2916 nucleotides. It is a transcript of the gene gls2, whose product is annotated as Glucosidase 2 subunit alpha. The coding region runs from base 1 to 2862 and encodes 953 amino acids. Gene Ontology annotation, molecular function: carbohydrate binding; alpha-glucosidase activity. Lineage: Eukaryota; Fungi; Basidiomycota; Tremellomycetes; Trichosporonales; Trichosporonaceae. Gene Ontology annotation, cellular component: glucosidase II complex. Gene Ontology annotation, biological process: N-glycan processing; carbohydrate metabolic process. The record is from RefSeq and is a predicted model, not a curated record. The transcript is spliced from 2 exons.
AUGCGCUUCGCUACAACACUAGCGCUCCUCGCGCUCAUCGCAGCGCCAGCCACGACCGCCGUGAAAAAGGAGGACUUCAAGGAAUGCGCGCAGACGAGUUUCUGCCGGCGCCUGCGGUCGAUCGCGGGGCGGCAGGAGGCCGCCGAGGCCGACAAGCCUGGCUCCUUUGCUAGCCCGUACACGGUGGGCAGCGCCGUGCAUACGCCAGGCAUCGACACCGGCGCGUCGAGCUGGACGUUCCCGCUCAAGUCGAGCCUGUACCCCGCCAUCUCGUUCUCGCUGCGCGUCGACGCGCUCGCGGGCGGCUCGGUGCGGGUGCGCGUCGACGAGGUCGGCUCGAGCACCAAGUGGAAGCGGUACAACGAGACUGCGCGCUGGGCUUUGCUUGAUGCCGAGCCGGCCCUGUCGAGCACGGCAAGCAUCAGCACCGCGAACGGCGUGAGCACGCUCGCGUACGGCGACGGCCUCACCCUCGAAAUCACGCACUCGCCGCUCAAGAUCGUGCAGAAGCGGAACGGCGCCCCGCAGGUCGUGUUCAACGAGCGCAGCCUGUUCCACGUCGAGCACUUCCGCACCAAGCCCGAGCCCAUGCCUGAGGCUGUGGAGGGAGAGGGCGCCGAGGGCGACGCCGGCGCCGAGCAGGUCGUGCUCGCCGCGCCUGAGACGCCCGACCGCUCGUGGUUCGAGGCCGACGACAACGACCUGUUCGAGGAGCGCUGGAAGCAGUGGACAGACUCGAAGCCAAAGGGCCCCGAAGGCUUCUCGCUCGACUUCUCGUUCCCAGGCUCGGACCACGUCUUCGGCCUGCCAGAGCACGCGUCCCCGCUCUCGCUGCCUUCGACCGUCGGCGAGGGCUCGUACUACACCGAGCCUUACCGCCUGUGGAACGUGGAUAUUUUCGAGUAUCUCGCCGACUCGCCGAUGGCGCUGUACGGCGCGGUCCCGCUGCUGCACGCGCACAACAAGCAGAGCAGCGUCGGCGUGCUCAACCUUGUUGGUUCGGAGACGUGGGUCGACGUCGCGCACACAGACGCGGGGGUCAAGACGCACUGGGUGUCCGAGUCGGGCAUUGUCGACUUCUUGCUGCUGCCUGGCCCGCGCCCGACCGACCUGUUCAAGCAGUACGCCGACCUGACGGGCCCGGCGCAGAUGCCGCCCCAGUUCGCGACGGCGUACCACCAGUGCCGGUGGAACUACAACACGCAGGCCGAGGUCAUCGAGGUGCAGGACAAGUUUGACGAGGCCGACAUCCCGCUGGACGUGACGUGGCUCGACAUCGAGUACGCCGAGGAGCACCGCUACUUUGACUGGGACAAGAAGAACUUCCCCGACCCGGUCAAGAUGCAGGACGAGGUCGCGUCCAAGGGCCGCAAGAUGGUGGCCAUUGUCGACCCGCACGUCAAGAAGCAGGACUCGUUCCGCAUCUACACCGACUCGCGCGACCAGGACAUCCUGAUCAAGAAGGCAGACGGCAGCAACUUUGACGGCUGGUGCUGGACCGGCUCGUCGGUCUGGGUCGACUUCUUCAACCCCAAGUCGUGGGAGUGGUGGACCAAGAUGUUCACGUUUGGCGUGUGGAAGGACUCGACCAAGGCGCUGUUUAUCUGGAACGACAUGAACGAGCCGUCCGUGUUUGACGGCCCCGAGAUCACGAUGCCAAAGGACAACAUCCACGUCGGCGGCUGGGAGCACCGCGACGUGCACAACAUCAACGGCAUGAUGUUCCACAACCAGACGCAGCACGCCAUCACUGUGCGCGAGGCCGACGCCAAGCGUCCGUUCGUGCUCUCGCGCUCAUACUUUGCCGGCUCGCACCGCUACGGCGCAAUCUGGAUCGGCGACAACCUCGGCACAUGGGACCACCUGGCUGGCGAGACGGCCGUCUUCCUGUCCAACUCGAUUGCCGGCAUGUCGUUUGUCGGCUCGGACGUGGGCGGCUUCUUUGGUAACCCGAGCCACGAGAUCCUCGUGCGCUGGUACCAGGCCGGCGCGUUCAUGCCCUUCUUCCGUGCGCACGCCCACAUCGACACCAAGCGCCGCGAGCCGUACCUGUUCGACGAGCCAAUUCGGGGAUACAUCCGCGACGCGAUCCGCCUGCGCUACCAGCUCCUGCCUACGUGGUACAAUGCGUUCCACGACGCCGCGACCCACGGAUACCCCGUCAUCUGGCCCCAGUACGCCUACUUCCCCGAGGACGAGGGCGGCUUCGCCGUCGACGACCAGUACUAUGUCGGCGACUCGGGCCUGCUCUUCAAGCCUGUGGUCACCGAGGGCGCGACCACCACCGACGUCUACCUCGCCGACAACCAGCCGUACUACGACUACUUCAGCGACCGGGUGUACCCUGCUUCUGCCAAGCCGCGCAACGUGACGAUCGACACGCCGCUCGAGGCGUUCCCGCUCCUCAUCCAGGGCGGACACAUUGUGCCCAGCCGCCAGCGCGUGCGCCGCGCCUCGACGCUCAUGUGGCAGGACCCCUUCACGCUCGUCGUCGCGCUCGACCGCGACGGCGGCGCCAGCGGCCAGCUGUACCUCGACGACGGAGAGGGUUACGCGUUCGAGAAGGGCGAGUACGUGCACCGCACGCUCAGCUUCAAAAGCGAGCGCUACAGCGGCACGCUCACGUCCACCAAGGCGGGCGACAACGCGGCAGACAAUGCGUGGGCCAAGAAGAUUGCCCACGUCGGCGUCGAACGCGUCGUCGUUCUCGGCUUCCGCGGCCUGCCGUCGUCGGUCACCGUUGCCGGCAAGGACGCCGAGUUCGAGUUCAAGGUCGCCAAGCGCGGCGUCGAGAGCAGCGUGCUUGUCAUCAAGAACCCCGGCGUCAAGGUCACCGACGACUGGGUGAUUGAGAUUGCCUAGGCGCAGGCGUGAGAGUAACGCAGAUGUGUAGAGAUGCAGUCAAGUCGUGCAGUG